ACUUGCGUGAGUUCUGAUUCAGCAAAGAAAGUUAUAACAAAUUAUAAUUUAUUUAUAAACUAUGAUACUCUAUUAUUUAACGGGAACACUGUUGUUACUUUGGAUCCAUGUUUUAUGGAGUCGUAGAGCAUUUUAUAAAUUAAUAUGGAAAAUAUCUGGGCCGUUGGGCUACCCCAUUGUGGGCAUGGCCCAUCGGUUAAUGAGGAGGGAAGAUAUUUUAUCAGCAUUUAAAGAAGAAGAACAAAAGUUCGGACAAACUUUCUUUUCUUGGCUCGGACCAUAUCCCUUUUUGAUUGUUGGCGAUCCCCAAAUAGCGCAAGAUAUUUUAACUUCUCCCCACUGCGUUAACAAAAGCUUCAUCUACAGCGCUUUGGAUGAUGGUGCUGGAAGAGGGCUGUUUAGUUUACCAAAUCCAAAGUGGAAUUUGCACAGGCGUCUUCUAAAUCCUGCAUUCGGGCACAAGGUUCUUCUGAAUUUAAUGCCCAUAUUUAAUCAAGAAGUGAAUAAACUCAUAAAAACAUUUGAAAUGCUUUUAACGGAAGAAGUCGAUUUGACAAAAGUUUUCCAGAACUUUACAUUGAAGAUUGCAGCACAAACGACAAUGGGCGACAAAAUUCCCUCCGACGGCAUAAAUAAUUUUUCCGAAGGAUUAUUGAGCUGUUAUAAAUGUGUUCAGGAUUCCAUGACCCAGAUGUGUUUUUCACCUUGGCUAAAUUUCAARGUAUUCAACUAUUUCUGGAAGAAUAAAGACUCCUAUAAAGAGGCAAAAUCGGAAAUUCGAACUUAUAUUCGCAAUUUAAUAAAACAAAAGACCAUGUACGAACCAGAAUUAUCGGAGAACAAAAGGGCAUUAGACCAAAAUAUUUUUAUACAUCGCGCUCUCAAUUUGGUUCAGAAAGGGCAUUUCGAAUGGCAGAACGUUGAAGAUGAAUGUAAUGUGAUUGUGUUUGGGGCUUUCGAAACUACUUCAAACACCCUCAUGUACAUACUGAUGUUGCUAGCAAUGUUUCCACAGUAUCAGGAUAAAGUUUUUGAUGAAGUCUGUUCCAUAUAUUCCAGUAAAGACGAUAAUGAAGUCACUUACAGCGACACACAACAGAUGAUUUACUUGGAUAUGGUGAUUAACGAAACCAUGCGGGUGAUGGCGCCAGUGCCAUUGGUCGCAAGGCAAACCGAACAAGAAGUUCGUCUAAGUAAUGAUGUUGUGAUUCCCAAGGGACUGCAAGUAGCAAUUGAUAUAUUCAAUAUGCAUCGCCGUACGGAUAUUUGGGGUCAUGAAGCACAUAUUUUUAAUCCGGAUAACUUUUUGCCAUCAAACUUGGACGGUAAACACCCUUAUGCAUUCAUACCAUUUACGAAGGGAAUUCGGAACUGCAUUGGUUGGAGAUAUGCUCUUUUAUCAAUGAAAGUAACUAUUGCUAGACUGAUAUUGAAUUAUCGGUUUUCUACUACAUUCGAAUACCAGAAUUUACACUUUGUAGAAGACAUUACAAUUAAGCUAAAGGAAACACCGCUUCUUCGAAUAUUUGAAAGAAAUAAAAAUAUACUUAAAUAAUAAUGCAUUAAUUUUAUAAUAAUUAAUUUAUCAG
Bactrocera latifrons is the source of this 1589-nucleotide messenger RNA. RefSeq names its product probable cytochrome P450 313a4 (gene Cyp313a4). Bases 62 to 1555 code for a protein of 497 amino acids. Lineage: Eukaryota; Metazoa; Arthropoda; Insecta; Diptera; Tephritidae. The record is from RefSeq and is a predicted model, not a curated record. Gene Ontology annotation, molecular function: heme binding; monooxygenase activity; oxidoreductase activity, acting on paired donors, with incorporation or reduction of molecular oxygen. The transcript is spliced from 8 exons.